This is a messenger RNA of Cryptomeria japonica (Japanese cedar), 1108 nucleotides long. Its product is annotated as transmembrane ascorbate ferrireductase 2. The coding region runs from base 335 to 1033 and encodes 232 amino acids. The transcript is spliced from 4 exons. Lineage: Eukaryota; Viridiplantae; Streptophyta; Pinopsida; Cupressales; Cupressaceae. Gene Ontology annotation, molecular function: carbohydrate derivative binding; oxidoreductase activity. Gene Ontology annotation, biological process: carbohydrate derivative metabolic process. The record is from RefSeq and is a predicted model, not a curated record.
CACGUGACAGUUGCUUCAUGACAUCGAUUCAUGGACACUGGAAGGGGCAUCUAUAGGUACAGUCACAACAUAUCAAAAGAAAGGAGGUCAAGUAAUAGGACAACAUGCCUGAAGUGGAAAAUUUGAGCCUCUCUAAGCAAUUGCAGUUCUAAAAUAAGCUCACAGACAAAGGGGUAUCUAUGAAAGAAACUCAUAUCCAUCUGUACAAAAAGGCUGACUCUGAUACUGUACAUAAUGAUUAAAAGAAGAAAAGUAAAAGCUUUGAUAUGUGGGUGUAGGAGUAAGGAGGGCCCUGUGAACUUGUGAAGUGAGUAAAAGUAAGUGGGUGGAAGCAAUGGCGGUAGCAUCAGCAAUACCUUUUUCUCUGUUGCUGUUAAUGCGGAUUACAGGAAUGAUGGCAGCAAUGCUGGUUGUUGUCUGGGUCGUCCACUUUCGAGGAGGAAUGACUCUCAUUUCAGAGGACCAAGGUCUCAUUCGCAAUGUGCAUCCAGUAUUGAUGCUUGUCGGCUUAAUAUUGCUCAAUGGAGAAGCUAUGUUAAUAUACAAGACAGCGCUUGGAACAAAAAACUACAAGAAGGUUUUGCAUCUUGUCCUGCAAGCUUUUGCACUUGCCCUAGGAGUAACUGGCAUUUGGGCUGCUUACAAGUUUCACAAUGACAAGGGUAUUGGUGGCUUUUACAGUCUACAUUCAUGGUUGGGCCUUGCCUGCAUUUUGUUAUUUGGUAUUCAGUGGCUUGCUGGGUUUGCUUCAUUUUGGAACACAAGGAGUGGAAGAAUUAAUAAACAUACUGUAUUACCAUGGCAUUCGUUUUUGGGGCUUUACAUUUAUGGAUUGGCCGUGGCAGCUGCAGAGACUGGGUUUCUAGAGAGAUUGACUUUCUUACAAGCAAGUAGAACAAUAUCCAGAGACUCACUUGAAGCUUUAGUGGUUAACUGUUUAGGACUUGUGCUGGCCCUGCUCAGUGGAUGUGUUAUUUUAUGUGCCAUCACUCCGAGGAUGAGUAAAGAUGAUGUAUACCGAGCAUUGCAAUAGUGUUUCCUCAGAAAGAUUUGAAACAAUCCAUAUUUUCAAUCAGUUCAAUUGGCAUCUGAUCUAAUUCAUGUCUUC